Messenger RNA from Heterobilharzia americana, 1028 nucleotides. The record is from the annotation of a GenBank genome assembly. Lineage: Eukaryota; Metazoa; Platyhelminthes; Trematoda; Strigeidida; Schistosomatidae.
GUUUAAACUUAACCAUUACAGAGAAAUAGCAAAGGUGAAUAGUAUGUGGGACAUUCGAAAAACUAGCUUUGUUGAAAAACAUUCAAAUUUCACGGCUUUUAAACUAACCGGGAACGGUAGACAAAGAUAACACGACAUUUUAUAUAAUACCUACUAAUAGUAGUAAGUUCCUUUUAAGCAAAUGGAUAGAAAAAGGACUGAUAUCAAAGUUGAUAAAAGUGUAUGGUGGUGAGCGGUGGAGGAGGGAGAGGGAGUUUAAAAAUUAAUGUGAGUCAAAACAUUCAAGCUCUAAAAAUCGUCAAAGACGGAAUACAUCUACACCAUCGUUGCCAAUUUUCAGCCAUGUCACCAAAACUCCUAAAUCAUUGAUUCCUUUCGUCUCUGGGAUCUCAGCCACCUAGUCUACACCUCCCCCACAAGACUCAUGCCAACAGUCAGAGGCUUCAUGAGAUGGUGCUGUCUUGAUCUGGCUAUCCUGAACCUUAUUCUUCCGAUGUGAUCCAGUUUCCCCUAGCACUGGACGUCGAGGUAGACGGUUGCUUCGCAUGUGCACUAUAUGUCCAAACAAUCUCACAAUAUGAAGGUUUACGUAAUGUAUUGACCUCAAACCGUCACUAAGUGAAUUGUUGCCUAUCAUAUCAGUGUGCACACCAGAUGAUGCAUUGCAAAUGGAGUUACUACCAUUGAGUAUCAGUUCAUGUAUACACCAUUCUCAAGGUGUAAGGAUUUAUCGGACAGCUUUCCCACUGGCCUUCAGACUUGCUGAUGUUUAUGAACAAUAUAGACUUGAAACUAAGAAAACGUUAACAGUUCACCUGGAAGUGGCAAUCCCAUCCACCAACAGUAUCCUUAUUUUGAUUGACAAACAACUUAUUAUUCAAACCGAAAACUUCACAUCAUCAUCAAUUGUGCUUAGUCAUUCUGAACCACUCAAAAUUGUAUUACAAUGCAGUAAAAGUAAAUACACUUUGAAAUUCCAAUCAGAAUGCCCAAGAUUCAUGUACAAAGUUGUUGGGUAUACAAUGUAA